CGAGUUGUAUAAGAAACCACUCGUCCGAAGCCUUCAAGCAGAGCGACACGAUCAUUUUCUCAGUCUCGUCGGGGUGAAAGAGAAGACCGGAGGCUCGCCGGAGAGAAGAGAGAAUCCAGGCAUGGAAGAGGCUGCCAAGGAACAGUCCACUGGUUCUGGGAAGCCGAAGCUGCUUCGCUACGGGCUGCGAUCGGCCGCGAAAUCGAAGGAGGAGAAGCACGAGGCGGCAAGUUCUUCUUCGUCUCGGAGGACGAGACCCUCACCCUCGGUGAGCAAAAGCAUGGGCGUCCUUGAUCUCUCUGGGAAGGAGAAAUCUGCGAAGCCACCCAGAAGGCUCUCCAUUCCUACUAAGUCCAGUGUGAAUCCAGCUCCUAAAUCCGGUGGCAAUGUGUCUCCGAUCUCCGAGGCAAGAGUGAGGAGACCUGCGAAUAGUCAAGCAAAGAACGAAACGCCACUCUCUACUGUCUCCCGAUCAUCCGUGCGGAAGAAGUACAAUCUCCUCAGUUCAACAUCGUACUGGUUAUCGCAGAUUAAUCUCUCAGAAUCUGAUAACAAGCACUCUAUUUCUCUUGGCUUUUUCAAACUCGCUUCUGAGGCUGGAUGUGAGCCCAUCCAGAAAAUGCGGGAAGAGCUCAAAUCUUAUGCUCAACGUCACAAUCUUGCUGAAUAUGGAGAAUCUCUGAAGGAGUUAUUUGAAACUUACAAUAUUGCGGAGAGCAUGGAGCAGAUGCAGGUGUCUGAAACCUGUUCUCAGGAGCCAGAAGAGGAAACUAGAACAUCUGAUGAUGAUGUCCAUAGCUCUGUUUCAGUGACAGGAGCUAGGAAGCUUAAACCUAAGUCUAUGAAUGAUCAAUCUGCUCAAACUUCCCCAGUGGCAGAAUCAGCCAAGGAGUCUAAGACCAAAACUGCCACUAAGAUUAGAGAACCUGUCAGCAAGAAUUCUGCUAGCUCCAAGACCUUCAGGGACAGAGAAGCUCGAAACCUGCAGAAGAAGCCCCAGAAGUCGGUUAAACAAGAAGUCAACAAAGAAAAGGUGAAGAAGCAAGCAGGAAAACUGGCUGCUGAAGAAGGUCAAAAUAAGCGUUUACCUGCAGAGGACAAUGUCGAGAACAAAGAAAACAUGGACGCAGGUCCAGUGAAAGAGCCGUCCGCCGUUGUUUAAGCAAUACUAUGGCACAGAAGAUGCUUCACUUCAUGUCCAGCAUCAUGCAACGCGGAACUCUUUGUUUGUAUAGAUAGAAGUUUCUACAAUGAGUGUGUCGGUGUGGUGUGAAAACUGAAAUCUUCUUUGCUUUUUGCUAAAUUUUUAUGCAAUUACUACAGGUGAUAUCUAAGUGUAUCCAAACAUUCGGACCGCUCUUGUCGCAGUGUGGUUAACGAUUGCUGGCUGAGGCCUUGUUUGAGAUGUGGCUUUAGAUUCAGUGAAAUGGCAAGAUGAGAGGAACAUCUUUGGAAUUCUUUUUU
Molecule: messenger RNA, 1464 nt
Organism: Rhodamnia argentea
Lineage: Eukaryota; Viridiplantae; Streptophyta; Magnoliopsida; Myrtales; Myrtaceae
Exons: 6
Coding region: 122-1162 (346 amino acids)
Source: RefSeq, a predicted model, not a curated record